UUCCAAGCCCAUCCUGAUUGAAACCCUGUUUCAAUCAAAAGAACUGCCGAAGACACCAGUCCUUAGGCAGUGAGCCAUGGAACAUGAUGACUUGGCCACGGUCAUACAGAAGUAUGUGGCAAAGCGCAGCGGACCCGAUGCGGUGCAGCAAGAAGAGGUUCAAUCGUCCACUUCGCCCAAUUCUCUCUCAAUCGAGGAGCGCUUUAAACUCUUGCGCAGUGUGGGCGAAGAAUGCCAAACGGAGCCUGAGUUGAUGGACUUGCUCAAGAGGAAAGCAACCUUCAACCUCUACGAUGGCUUUGAACCUUCGGGCAGAAUGCACAUUGCACAAGGCCUUUUCAAGUCCGUGAACGUGAAUAAAUGUACUGAAGCGGGAGGAAUCUUCAAGUUCUAUGUGGCAGAUUGGUUUGCUUUGAUGAACGACAAGAUGGGAGGAGAUCUGAAAAAGAUCAAGGACACCGGGAUGUACUUUGUUCAUGUUUGGAAGUCCUGUGGCAUGAAGAUGGAGAAUGUGCGAUUCAUUUGGGCAUCCGAUUUCAUCGAAGAGAAUGCUACCGAGUAUUGGACCAAGAUGUUGGACAUCAGCAGAGUCAACAAUUUGGGCCGUGUGAAGAGAUGUUGCACCAUCAUGGGCAGAGAAGAAGGAAACCUCACUGCUGCACAGAUCUUGUAUCCCCUCAUGCAAUGUACUGACAUUUUUAUCUUGCAAGCCAAUAUUUGCCAAUUGGGUGUGGACCAGCGCAAGGUGAACAUGCUUGCUCGUGAGUACUGUGGCUCUGUCGGGAUCAAGUACAAGCCCAUCAUCCUUUCCCACCACAUGUUGAUGGGUCUGAAAGCCGGGCAGGCCAAGAUGUCCAAGAGCGACCCAGACUCGGCCGUCUUCAUGGAAGACACGCCUGAAGAUGUGCGCCGGAAGAUCACCAAUGCCGCUUGCCCCAAAGAAAAGGAGAAGAAGUCCGCCAAGCAGAAGGAACUGCAGGGUGAUGACAGUGUUGCAGAGGAAUGGGUUUUGAACAAUCCGGUCAUCGAUUAUGUCCGUUACCUGAUUUUGGAGAACUCUAAGGGUCGGCAUAGCAUUGAGGUGGAUGGUCUCACCUACGAUGAAGCGGACAGCCUGGAGCGGGACUUCAUUGAGGGCAAGAUCUCGGAGAAGGGGCUCAAGGAGGCUUGCAUUGAAAGGCUGAACCAGAUCAUGGCAGCAUGUCGGAAGCAUUUCGCAGAAGACAAAGAGGCUCGAGAAUUAGUCGCACUGGUGGAGCAACACAAGGCAGAGGUCCAACGUGAAAAAGACGCAGGCACGGUGAAAGCAGCGCCACUUCGAAGUUUGCAGGUCUUCACAGAGAGCUCUGCCUCGGCCUCCGUAGGCGUGGUGUUUGCACCGCGGCCCGAAGGGGGUGCGGUCACUGCGGAAGAGGUCUUGUGCGUGCUACAGGGCUUGGUGCGAGCAAAGAAGGAUCAGAAGAAGCGCUUGGUGCUGUGGUGCGAAGACUGGUCCAGCUUCACGUUGGACAGGAUGAAGGGCGAUCUCAAAGUCAUUGCUGCCUACUUUGGCAUCUUAGGCGAAGCGGUGAAAACAAUGGCGAGUGUCUUGAAGCUGGAAGUUGAGGUGAAAUUGCAGUCCGAAGAGAUUCUCCGAAAUCCCAACAUGUACUGGAUCAGUGUCAUUGAUGCUGGCCGGAAGAAACGCCAGAGCUCCUCUGGCGAGGAGCCCAUGAUUGGCCUUGAUGAGGUUGGAGCUCAUCUUCCUGCAGGAGAAACCUUGAGCGAAAGUGGUCAGGUGGUCUCAACCUUGAUGCAUGUCGCUGACCUCUUGGCACUAUGCCGUGGGGUGAAAGACUUGACAAUCUACUCGGAUGCGAGCUUUGAGAAACAUCAUUCUUUGGGCCAAAAGUACCUCCAGGAUAACUUUGAUGGAAAGGAGGUGUGCAUCCCGAAGAUUGAUGCAACAUGCAAAUCUCUGAAGUCUCCCAUUGGCUUGACUCUUGGAGAAGGUGAAAGUGUUUGGAAUAGCAAGAUGAAGAAAUGCUACUGCUUAGAAGGAGAACUGGCUGAGAACCCCUUGAUGGACCUCCUGAGUUUAGUUGUAUCAUGCCAGCUCUUAGACACCAGUGGACCUCUCUUGGAAGUGCGACAGAAAGCUGAACAUGGAGGAGACAAGGACUAUCUCUCGCUCCAAGAAGUGGAGAAGUCCUUUGCCAGCAAGGAGCUUCACCCUUCAGCUUUCAAGCCGGCAGCACAGGACCGUGUGAAGCGCGCGCUGGCACCUUUGCAGCAGCUGAAAGAUGCUGCCUUCAAGAAAAUGUGUACCACUGUGGACACCUUCAUCAAGGCUCAGAGCAAGAAGAGGUGAGCAAAGUGAGGUGAGGAAUGUAGCUUUUUUUCAACGUCACACCAUGGGGUCAAAGACCGCGUGUUGGGAGCUGAGCCCAUUUUUGGAAAUGUGGCAAGUGGGCAUGUUGGCCUGCAAAUGUGAGACUUCAAAGUAGCGCAUGACGUGGAGGCUGCAGCGGGAGCCUUGUGGCUUUGUUAGUCUGGACAGAGUGCCAUUUCUUGUGCAGAAGUCUUCCAGCAGGGUUGCCCCUCUUGGAAAGAGCGAAAAGCGA
Molecule: messenger RNA, 2603 nt
Organism: Durusdinium trenchii
Lineage: Eukaryota; Dinophyceae; Suessiales; Symbiodiniaceae
Source: the annotation of a GenBank genome assembly